AUGGCAGAUCCAAUCUCUGUCACCAGCCUGGUUCUUGAUGUUGGCCACAUCCUAGCCAGCUUGAUCAAAUACGCAAAAACUGUUCAAGUUGCAAGCGUCGAAAUAAGAAGGCUGAGUGAAGAGCUAUUCGCCCUCAAAGGUAUUUUGGAGCAUGUGGCAGCACACAUGCCUGGUCAUUUGGCCACAGACGAAGAUGUGGGGACGAAAAAGGAAAGUGAAUUCGACUAUGGAAUUAUGACCAAAGUUCUACACGCAACAAACGAAUUCCUUCAGUCCAUUAUCACUGAGCUCAACAUUACAAAGGCUGGAUUGAAACGCGUGACUCAAAAAUUGCAGUGGCCCUUCACUCAAGAGAGAGUGAAAGAUCAACUCGCCCACUUGGAGAGGAUUAAGUCGUGGCUAGUAUUGGUUCUUGUCUCCGACCAAAGUUUGGCAUACAAGAGUUUUCAAGAAGAUAUCGGUGAUCUGACAACAGAUGGUGAGCUUUUUAAGUGGAUAGCUCCUGUGAAUGCAGCAAGCUCUCAUCUUCGGGCUUUAGAUCAGCACCGACCGGGGACGAGCGGGUGGUUCGUUGAUGGAAUCUUGAAAAAGUUCCUGUGGAAUACAGACGGAAAACAAGUUCUUUUCAUAUCAGGGAAAUCUGGGUCUGGGAAAACAACACUCCUUGCUCAGGCAAUAAACAGUCUUUCAUCCCUGGCGUCUCAAGACUCAACACUAUGUGUUGCUUAUUUUUAUUGCACAAUUGGUAACCUCGCUUCUCAAUAUAUACGGCACAUUUUAGGUUCACUUGUCGCACAACUUUCGGGUCGAGUACCAUCAGUAUUAGAGGAUAUCCGCCAACACUAUGCUCAGCUUCCUGAGAGUCAGGCGCAUCGACCCCCUAUCCAAACAGCUAUAUUUGAGUCUGGUAUCGUCAAAGGUACUUCGGGUGGAAGAAAGGUUAUCAUCAUGCUCGAUGCGAUUAACGAAAGUCAUGACAUGGCUCUUCUUGAAAAAUCCCUUCUCAGAAUUUCGAAAUCCUCCAGCAAUAUUCAGGUUAUUAUAACCACAGCAGAAGCAAUAAGCUUUGCCUCAGACUCCAGCGUAUCUAUCCUGAAUAUUCGUUCAGAGAUACAAGAGGACAUAUACAGCUUCAUACGAUAUCGCCUCAGAAGUGACGAGAUUUUGAAGAACUUGCCACCAUUGUUUCAGUCAGAGAUCGAAUCAACAAUCUUUCAGAAGGCCGACGGCUCAUUCAGAUGGGUUCAACUCUCGUUGGAUGAUCUUAGUGCUAAGCGAUCUAAAAACGCCAUGCGGCAAGCUCUGGAGAGCCUCCCAGGGACUUUAAGAGAGACAUAUGUGAGCAAACUGGAAGAAAUUGCUCGUGAAGACUGGGAAAUUGCCCGCAACGCACUAUUCUGGUUAAGCUUCGUCAAGGAACCUCUGAGAUUGAGUGCUCUUAAUGAAAUUGUGGUUAUAGAUGAGACAAACAUGGCUCUUGACGAAGAUGCAAUGAUUAUACUCCUUCGCAUAUGCCGAGGCUUGAUUUUUCAAGACCGUAAUGGCUUUGUGAGUCUUGAACAUCCCUCGGUGAAAGAAUUUCUGACCUCCGAUUGGAUUAAGUCCUCUCGAGUGCAGUAUUUCAGCUUGGAUUCGAGAACAGGAGACCUGAAAGCCAUGCACAUUUGCCUCACAUAUCUAUGCCUCGACAAUUUCAAAGGUGGAUGUUUAACAUAUCUUGGAAACCCGUCCAGGCUUUUCAAGGACCACCCUUUCAUGCUAUACGCCGCAAACCUUUGGCCUUACCAUGGAGUGUCUUGCAACUUUGGCAACGAUCCCUAUUAUAUGGUUCAAAAAUUAUUUUCCACGAGAUCUCUCCCUGGAGGAGAUAACUAUGGUGCUCUUCUCAGGAGUAGCGAUGCGGCAAGUCAAAUAGAUCCCGCAGCCAUCCAGAGAACGCAUCCUUUGUAUUAUGCUGCUUCGUUUGGGAUGGUCCCAGUUGUCAAAGCCAUUAUCGAGAAUGAUCUAGAUCUGGAUAUAGAUGCUCCUGGAGGUCGGGUAGGAGCUACUCCUUUGUGUAUUGCCAGUGUCCGCUUCAAUUUCGAAGUUGUAGAAAUAAUACUUCAAGAAGGAGCGGACCCAGAAAUUUCUGACCCAGGUACAUGGCUCAAUGUUUUUGAAUUGUCAGAGCUGCAGUCUCAUCAAGGACUCCAGGCUAUUCUUACUCGUGCAGGUAACAAGAAAAGACAAAGAAGAGGCAGCUACUGGUAUGGCAAAGCUUGA
Molecule: messenger RNA, 2262 nt
Organism: Penicillium malachiteum
Lineage: Eukaryota; Fungi; Ascomycota; Eurotiomycetes; Eurotiales; Aspergillaceae
Exons: 7
Coding region: 1-2262 (753 amino acids)
Molecular function (GO): ADP binding; protein binding; ATP hydrolysis activity
Source: RefSeq, a predicted model, not a curated record